AACACACUCGCUCCAUGACAAUGCCAGUGGUCAAAGUGGAGAAAGACUCUCCAGCAGACACUUUGUCUGACUCCAACUCUGCACCACAGACCGAGGAGCAGCCCAGGGGUCGCAGGAGGAAGAGACCUCUCCAGCGGGGGAAACCCCCUUACAGCUACAUCGCACUCAUAUCUAUGGCCAUAGCAAACUCACCUGACCGCAAACUGACACUGGGGGGCAUCUACAAAUUCAUCACAGAGCGUUUCCCCUUCUACAGAGACAAUUCAAAGAAAUGGCAGAACUCCAUCCGCCAUAACUUGACUCUCAAUGAUUGUUUUAUCAAGAUUCCUCGAGAGCCGGGGAGGCCGGGAAAGGGCAACUACUGGGCGCUAGAUCCAAACGCUGAGGACAUGUUUGAGAGCGGCAGCUUCCUGAGGCGGAGGAAGAGGUUUAAGCGCUGCGACUUGACCACCUAUGCCACAUAUGUGCAUGAGGCGCCAGUUUUUUCUCCUGUCCAGAUCGCCAGGUCAGCUGCAUAUCCCACCUCAGUGUACCCAAACAUGACGGUCAGUCCAGCCUACGGGCAACAGCUUCACUCUUCAUACUACUCCUCCUCAUCACCUUCUGGGUUCGGACCAAGUCAGACUCGCAUGUUCAGCAUCAAUAAUCUCAUGGGACACCCGACUCCGGCCAGCAUGCUGGGAGGUCAAGGGCCAGAGGUGAUGCAGCAACCCAACAGGAGCUUCAGUCCAGAGGGGCUUCCAAAUGGGUCCACUCACUGCGGCCAGGGGGCCCCAGCUUACCAGGGCCAAACAUGUGGAGGACCCAUGGUAUCCCGCUCCUCUACACUUUCUGGGUUCACUUACCCCACGCCGAAUGUCCACCCACACCACCAUGGCCACCAGGGCUCAUACGGACAGGGCCACACCCAGGGGUACACAGCAACAGGACGCCUCCAUGUCUCAGCACAUGGAGCCGCAGAGUCCGUGGACCAUUACGACCGGAUCUCCCCAGUGCAGCUGGGCUCCAUCUCUCCAUAUAACAGUGCUGCAGGUCCCAUGGGCAACCCUGGGUCUUACCUGAGACACCCCACAUACCCGGGGAAUAUAGACAGGUUUGUGUCAGCGAUCUGAAAAACUGAGACUGGAGAUCCCAGCAUCUUACUGACCUCCAGAGAAGAACACCAGAGACUCAAGACAGCAAGAAGUGAGCCAGAAAUGUCUCCACACACACAUGUUUGUCUUUGUUUAUGACUACACAAAGCAGAGUGAAUACACACAACUUUCCUAACACAACUGUGAUUAAUACUAGUAAUGCUCCAGUGAAUUUAUUUCAGUACGGAGGGUAAUUACCUCUGCCAAGAAAGUCAAGUUUUUGGUUGUUCUUCUGUGAGAAGCAUAACAUAAAAAGUAUAAGAGACUGAUUUUGAUUUUUAAAAACAAAUAAUAAUAAUAAUAAUAAUAAUAAUAACCUAGUGAUGUAGGCUAUGGCCCAAGGAAGCAAUGAUGAUGUGACAUCCAAAUCAGGACUUGAGUGUAUGAACACUCCAGGAAACUUUGACAGGUUUUGUGCUUGGAGUGUUUUCUUUCAUUUACUUUUACUUCAAGCUUUAAUGUUGGUAUCAAGUGUCAAGGUUUCUUCACAGCAUUCUAGAAUGUAAAACUCGGCAGGUUUUUGUAUGUGUGGUUGUGAGCUUUUUUGUCGUGACUUGAAUGUACAUGUUUAAUAUUCACGUUACCCAAAUGUUAUUCUAAAUUAUUGUUCUCCGAUCAUAGGCUUUGCAUUUUAGUGGCUUGUAUGAAGAACAUCAGCUUUAUUUUCUAUUUUAUUUUUCAUGUAUAUGUUGCUAAAUGAAAAUGCAUAUCAGGUUACCUUCUUUUUGGAAAUAAAAC
Molecule: messenger RNA, 1871 nt
Organism: Solea solea (common sole)
Lineage: Eukaryota; Metazoa; Chordata; Actinopteri; Pleuronectiformes; Soleidae
Gene: foxe1
Product: forkhead box E1
Exons: 1
Coding region: 15-1112 (365 amino acids)
Biological process (GO): regulation of transcription by RNA polymerase II; anatomical structure morphogenesis; cell differentiation
Molecular function (GO): RNA polymerase II cis-regulatory region sequence-specific DNA binding; DNA-binding transcription factor activity, RNA polymerase II-specific
Source: RefSeq, a predicted model, not a curated record